AUGGAUGACACCGUCGAGACUUCCCUCUCUGACGUCUCUGCGGCACCCUCGAUCGACUCCCACGAGGGGAUGAGUCUGCCGCGGGCCGUCCGAAUCGCUUCGUCUGGAUCCUAUGAUAGUCUCCAGCGACACCGACGACGAAAUCCACGAGCACGGCGUCCGGUGAAGGAAACACUGGACGCCCGCUCCGAGUAUACUACAAGCCAAGAUGAUGGCACGGCAGAGCACCGCAUCAACCAGUACAUAAUCAAACAAGAGAUCGGACGGGGGUCAUUCGGCGCCGUGCAUCUGGCUGCUGAUCAGUUUGGCCAUGAAUAUGCAGUGAAAGAGUUUUCCAAGUCACGUCUCAGGAAACGCGCGCAAUCACACCUAUUACGACGACCGCGAGGCCCUCGCCGAACCGACACAGAAUUCAAUUCGCCGCUCCAUCGCCAUCCAUCACAAGAUGAUAGUGAGAACGCGAAGAACCCGCUAUACCUGAUCAAGGAAGAGAUUGCGAUCAUGAAGAAGCUGAAUCACAGCAAUCUGGUCUCACUCAUUGAAGUGCUGGAUGACCCGACAGAAGAUUCCUUGUAUAUGGUCAUGGAAAUGUGCAAGAAGGGGGUAGUCAUGAAGGUCGGCUUGGAAGAACGGGCCGAUCCCUAUGAUGACGAGCAUUGCCGCUGCUGGUUCCGUGAUCUGAUUCUGGGCAUUGAAUAUCUUCAUGCACAAGGUAUUGUUCAUCGCGACAUCAAGCCAGACAAUUGUCUCGUGAACAGUGACGAUGUGCUCAAGGUGGUCGACUUUGGCGUUUCGGAGAUGUUUGAAAAGGACUCGGACAUGUUCACUGCCAAGUCGGCCGGAUCACCAGCGUUUCUCCCUCCCGAGCUCUGUGUGGCGAAGCACGGCGACGUGUCCGGCACGGCAGCUGAUAUCUGGUCCAUGGGAGUCACGCUAUACUGCCUCAGAUACGGGAAGCUUCCGUUUGAACAGCAGAGCAUUUUUGAGUUAUAUGAGAGCAUUCGAAACGACACUGUGGAUUUUGAGGAUGAACAGGAUGAGAUUUUCAUGGACAUGAUGAGCCGGAUCCUGGAAAAGGACCCCGCGAAGCGCAUUAACAUGCGCGAGUUACGAGAACAUCCUUGGGUGACCGCCAGCGGCGCCGAGCCUCUUCUCCCUUAUAAGGAGAACACCGCACAAAUCAUCGAACCCCCCCACUGA
This is a messenger RNA of Penicillium canariense, 1200 nucleotides long. RefSeq names its product serine/threonine-protein kinase. The record is from RefSeq and is a predicted model, not a curated record. Gene Ontology annotation, cellular component: cytoplasm. The transcript is spliced from 5 exons. NCBI's taxonomy places the organism in Eukaryota, Fungi, Ascomycota, Eurotiomycetes, Eurotiales, Aspergillaceae. Gene Ontology annotation, molecular function: protein serine/threonine kinase activity; ATP binding. Gene Ontology annotation, biological process: protein phosphorylation; intracellular signal transduction. The coding region runs from base 1 to 1200 and encodes 399 amino acids.